GCUGUAUCUCCCCCUUCCCUUCACCUAUCUUGUCCAUCCUCCCAUAACCCUGUCCUCUGGCAACCAUCAGUUUGUUCUCUGUACUUAUGGGUCUGUUUCUGGUUUUUGUUUGUUUUUAAACAAAUGAUCUUAAAGGAUGCUUCUGAAAUCUACAGUAUUGUCAGUGCUCACGGACUGUGAUAAUUUAUCUGUGGGAUAUCAGUGUAUACAGAUCUUCUCCCAAUGUAUAAUUAAAUAUUUUUAGUAGUUAGAGGCUAAUAUAGACUCAUAUCAACUAGCUUAGUCAAUGUUCUCACUAAAAUUAAUUUAGAUAAUCACAUCCAAUAUCUAAAUAUCCAUUCAUUUCUUAAGGAAUAUUCUCCUUCAUUUGUAAUAUGCACGUAUCAAUGAAAGUAAAAGAGAGGAAAAGAUAGGGAAAACAUGAUGUUUCUUCUGUAUUCCUAGAGAAAAUAUAGUAUUGACGUCUCUUUUGUUCUUAUUCAAUAUUAGCAAUUUUGAUGAGGAGUUGAGGAGCCUUAUAUAAGAUGAACAGAGUGUGACUAUCAGAAGCCUUUGCCAGUAUGUCUCUAGCCAAUACCUCAUGUUUUCACCCCUCAUCUUUCCUGCUGUUGGGAAUCCCAGGACUGGAAAAUAUGCAGCUCUGGCUUGGUGUCCCAUUUGGUACAGUCUAUCUGAUUGCCCUCCUGGGGAAUGGCAUCAUCCUCUUUGUGAUCCAGACUGAGCACAGCCUUCACCAUCCCAUGUUCUACUUAUUGGCCAUGUUGGCUCUCACUGACCUGGGCCUCUCCACCGCAACUAUUCCCAAAAUGCUGAGCAUAUUCUGGUUUGGUCUCAAUGAGAUUGACUUUGGGGGAUGCUUAGCUCAAAUGUUCUUCAUACACCUGUUUACAGGUUUCGAAACUUUCAUGCUUGUUGCCAUGGCUUUUGAUCGCUAUGUUGCCAUUUGCCACCCUCUUCGAUACAACACAAUCCUUACCAACAGAACUAUUUGUAUUAUUGCUGGAGUAGGAAUGUUGAAAAAUUUUGUUUUGGUGUUUCCACUUGUGUUUCUCCUUCUAAGGCUUUCAUUCUGUGGACAUAAUAUUAUACCCCAUACCUACUGUGAGCACAUGGGCAUUGCCCGUCUGGCCUGUGUCAGCAUAAAGGUCAAUAUAUUAUUUGGAUUAAUUCUUAUCUCUAUGAUACUUCUGGAUGUUAUUUUGAUUGCUAUCUCCUAUGUGAAGAUUCUACGUGCUGUCUUCAGACUCCCAUCCUGGGAGGCCAGGCUCAAAGCUCUUAAUACCUGUGGUUCCCAUGUAUGUGUCAUCUUAGCUUUUUUCACUCCAGCAUUUUUCUCUUUUAUGACUCAUCGAUUUGGCCACAAUAUUCCACGUUAUAUCCACAUCCUCCUGGCAAAUUUAUAUGUGAUAAUCCCACCUGCUCUUAACCCCAUUAUUUAUGGGGUGAGAACUAAGCAGAUCCGAGAACAGGUGGUGAUGAUCUUCCUUUUUAAGGAAGUUUGACUCUAAACUCUUGUCUUGUAAAGAGUCUUCAAAAUGUUUUCCUUAAAAGAGGGAAGGGUUGUUAAGCUUCUAUAGAGCAAAUGCUUUACAGAAUAUGAUGUUAAACAUAAUGUUUCCUCACUUAUGUGCAGUAUCAAAUUAAAGAUGAGUUUACAUAGCAGAUAGUUGUUCCUAGACUAACUAUAAACAUUAUUGUUAAAUAAAUAGGGGUCACUUAUUUCUGUAACUCAUUAACAUCAGGAUUUGGGGAUAAAGUCUUAGCGCAACUCAAGUACUAUUUUUUUUUCAUGUAAUAUUGUUUAGUCUCUUUACAGAAUUCACUGGUUAUGGUGGAGGAAUGUUGAGCUGCCAAGCACAGUCAUGGUUGUAAUGGGACUGACUAAACAUGCUAUAGGGUAUGGGCUCCUGGAACAACAAUCAAAGAAAUCAAAUACUGAUUUUAUUUCUCCCAUGGUACAGUUGGCUUCCUUAAUCAUGUAACCGCAGGGAAGAAAAUAAUCAACAAAACACCAUAGACAUCAAUGUAAUACUCCAUUUUUAUAAGUUUUGAAAUAGCAACUACAGCAACUACAUAGAGUCAAAUAUUUGAAAGGACUCGUGGGACUUCACAGGGUAUACUCAUUUUAGGCUUUAAGUAAGGUCAAGGUAAAAUAUAGCAGGAAAAAGAAGCAGAACAGGUAAAUGUAGAAAGAUAAAAAAAAAUGAGGCACAACUCCUAGGGCCUUUCCUAGGUUGUACAGAAUGAACUUCAUCUUUGUUGUGAAUGAUUAAAAAUAUGGAAAAACACUUUUGCUUCACCUAAGCCAACUCACAAGUUUAAUGAGAAUUUUUUAAAUCUUACUAGUUGCAUAUAUGUUGGCCUUACCCAAUCAGUUAAAGGCUUGCAUAGAACAAAGACUGACCUUCAUAGAGCAAGAGAGAUUCUGCCAGUUGCUGAGUAUAUCUAUUCACAUUAUGCAUUCUGGAACUAGAGAAAGAACCACAAUAAUGGUUUUGG
Molecule: messenger RNA, 2499 nt
Organism: Felis catus (domestic cat)
Lineage: Eukaryota; Metazoa; Chordata; Mammalia; Carnivora; Felidae
Product: olfactory receptor 52E8-like
Exons: 1
Coding region: 561-1502 (313 amino acids)
Biological process (GO): G protein-coupled receptor signaling pathway
Cellular component (GO): membrane
Molecular function (GO): olfactory receptor activity; G protein-coupled receptor activity
Source: RefSeq, a predicted model, not a curated record